Molecule: messenger RNA, 12426 nt
Organism: Halichondria panicea
Lineage: Eukaryota; Metazoa; Porifera; Demospongiae; Suberitida; Halichondriidae
Product: dynein axonemal heavy chain 3-like
Exons: 46
Coding region: 129-12272 (4047 amino acids)
Biological process (GO): microtubule-based movement
Cellular component (GO): dynein complex
Molecular function (GO): dynein light intermediate chain binding; ATP binding; ATP hydrolysis activity
Source: RefSeq, a predicted model, not a curated record
CUAACAAAGAUGCUAAAAAGUUGCUAUGGUGAUAAAUGCCUACGGCUAUGUUUAUCUGAUAAUCAUCAAGCCGAGGGUCCAGGAUAGAGAUGCAGUAAAAGAGUCCCUACACUGCAAAGAAUUCAAGAAUGGAGACUCGAAAGUGCUCUGUGGAAGUGUUGGCUAACCCCAACAUGAGGGUACACACUGAGCUACCCCAUAUCCCCAUACGCCCCUCUACCCACACACAGCCAUCUCCUCUAUACAGCCUUGUUCUCAAGAAUCUUGAGAAUCCUCCUGUCAUGAAGCGCAUGUCCUGGACCAGAGCAGCUCCCUUCAAGGAGGAGAAGUAUCAUCGGACCCCGUCAGAGUCCAUAGCUAACAACUACACCCCAACUGCCAGCAAGCUCAAGAUCAGAAACCUCAGGAAGGCAAGAUCACCUUCUCCAAUGAAGGCUACCAAGUCUCCAGUUCACCUCACCCCUAGGUCGUCACUUUCCCCAUUCAGUCACCAAUACAACCCAGAGUCCCGACCGAUGAGCCCGGGAGAGCAGUUUGGGUUCAUGGCAAUGGAGGACGGGCAGGAGCCAACCACAGAGGACCUGGAGCGCUACCAGUACUAUAUUCUAGAGGGUGUGUCCCAGGCUGACCUACCUCCGAUGCCAGAGGGGACAAUGACACAAGUACACUCAAAGCUCCUCCAAAAAUUACUCGACAACCCUGAUUGGAAAACACUUCGACAGAACCUUCACAAGGAAAUCCUGGAUGACUAUAAACUCAGCCUAAAGAAGGCUAUCAUUGACUACAUUCUCAAAGACAGCAGUGAAAUGAAACGACUUAAGAUUGGGUCAGUCCCGCGGCCGCUCCCUCAGAGGGCUAUUCGCGCACCCGUACCAUGGAAGGAGAGUGUGAGGUGUGCCAAGGACGCUCAGAGUCAGCAACUGUUCAUCUCCAACACUGUCAUGACUGAGUUGCAGAGCCUCUGGUAUAACAAGUAUUCCAGUGUUCACUUUGUUGACCUGGAGGUGCUGUGCUCUGAGAGAGACGAGGUCAGAGAGUUGAAACCAUCUCAGUUUGAGGCCCUCGUCAAGAGCCAGUGUGCUCAUGCCAGGAGGACCCUACAGGAGGGAUGGGUGUCUGAGUGUGGAGAGAUCUUCCGGAGGUACAAGGUUGACUGGGCCCACCUCAUGCCUUCCUCCCCGGACCAACCUGCUGUACUGGCUGAGCAUUUCUUCAAUGCUGCCUCUAGUCUAAUGGCCAGACAGUUGAGGGAGACGGUGGAGAAAUCACUACAAGACUUCCUCCAGUUUCUGAGUCACUAUCAGAUUGGCAACGAUUAUCAGGAAGAGUUUAACAACCUUCUCUUCGUGUCUAAACCAGUGAUUCUACUCAAGCUUGAUAUUAAGUCAUCAGAGCUCAUCUUUCAGCCAUGCUUCCUUGAUAUUGAGGCCAUCCUGGGCCGUCUUGUAACAGCCAUAGUGGAGAGUGCCCAGGGACUGCCUCGAGUGGAGCAUGUGCUCUUCUCUGAGCUGCAAGGUUGUGAGUUGGUCCUCCCAGCUGUGAAGCUGUGUGAGGGGCUAGUGGAGGAGACCAGGGAGAGGGCACUGCACAUGCUCAGGAGAAACUUCUGCGGCCCACAAAAGUAUGUGAGUGCCACAUACACCAAGUAUGAGCAGCUCUUGGACGGCAGUGCUGCUGUAGAGGUCGACGACUUUCUCAAAUCAUCAGAUCAAGAGCUGCAACAGUUUGGAAAAAUGAUCAAGAAGUUUCGUGAUCAAUCUGAUGAGCUGUACCUGCUCAGACGUAAGGUCUACCUCAACCUCCUGGCUGUAGAUUGCUGUGAGGUGAACGAGAGGCUACAGAGGAUGGCCAGUGAUCUAGCUAGCCGUCUAGUCAACCAGCUGGUGGAGAAUAACAGAGAUUUCAAUAGGAAGUUGUGUGAGAGUUAUGACCAGAUUGCUACACGUGUCUAUGAGAAAGCAGCCACCACUGAAGAUAUGGUCUCUCUAAUGCAGUUCCUCACAGAGUCCCGGGAAGAGACAGUUUUCGUCCUGUUGGCAAAAGUACGUGAGGCUGGAGAGAGGCUGAAGUUUCUACUGGACUAUGCCAUCCUGCCAGUGGAGGACCUGGACCUGAACAGCAGGACCUUUCAAUGGCCUGCACGCAUGGACCCCAUCUUUGAGGUCAGUCAGCAACGACUAGUGUCUCGGAGGGAGGAGGCAGAGGAUCAAGUCAAAGCAAAGCGAAAGAAGUUUGAGAGCUUACUGACUGACUUCACUAACCAGGUGGAGGAGUUCACCAAGAAGGAGGUACCUCGUGCAGUGGAUGACAUACGACCAGUUGUAGAGACACUCGACAAACUGGCCAGCGAUCUGGAGGAUGCAAAGAACGAGGCAAUGGCAAUAAACAACGAAGAGGAGUUGCUCGAGUGGGAAAUGACAGCCUUCCCUCAGAUACAGUCCACCAAGGUCCUAAAAGAACCGUACGAUCGACUGUGGCAUACAGCGCUAGAUUUCCACGAGAAAAACGACAAGUGGAUGAACGGACCAUUUCUUGAACUAGAUGCAGAGAAAGUCGAUGAUGACGUUGGUAAUAUGUGGCGUACUAUGCACAAGCUCUCCAAGACCUUCAGUGAUCUGCCUCUGCCUAAACAAUCCACAAAUGCUUUCAAAGUGAAAUUGGACAAGUUUAAAGAGCACUUGCCUAUUCUGCAGACGUUUUGUAACCCGGGUAUCCGAGAUCGACAUUGGACACGAAUGAGUGAAGUGGCAGGCUUUGAUCUCAAGCCUCAGCCAGACACACCUCUUAGUGCCAUGCUCGAGUUUGGCCUCGAGAAGCAUCUAGAAGUCCUUGAGGAGAUUGGAGCGUCUGCCAGCAAAGAGUACUCCCUGGAGAAAGCCCUGGACAAGAUGCAGUCAGAAUGGACAGAUACAGAGUUCAUAUUCAUGGAGUACAGAGAUACUGGUGUGUCCAUUCUCACUGCGGUGGAUGAGAUCCAGGUCCUUUUGGACGACCACAUCAUUAAGACACAGACGAUGAGGGGAUCCCCCUUCAUUAAGCCAUUCGAAGAAGGGAUCAAACAGUGGGAGGAGAAGUUAGUAUUGAUUCAAGACAUCCUUGAUGCCUGGCUCAAGUGUCAGGCCACAUGGCUCUACCUAGAGCCCAUUUUCUCAUCAGAGGACAUUAUGGCACAGAUGCCGGAGGAGGGGAGGAAGUUUGGUAUUGUGGAUCGCUACUGGCGCGAGAUAAUGGGCGAGGCGGUUAAGGAUAGCCACGCACUGGUUGUCACUGCACAAGCUAACAUGCUGGAUAAGCUCAAGGAAUCCAACACUCUACUGGAGCAGAUCCAGAAAGGACUUAAUGAUUAUCUGGAGAAGAAGCGUCUUUAUUUCCCAAGGUUCUUCUUUCUAUCUAACGAUGAGCUGCUAGAGAUCCUCUCUGAGACCAAGGAUCCCACACGAGUGCAGCCUCACCUCAAGAAGUGCUUCGAGGGCAUUGCCAAGUUAGUGUUCACUGAGAACCAAGAGGUCAAGGGAAUGAUCAGCAGUGAGAAGGAGAGUGUGCCAUUCUCUAAGACCAUCGUCCCAGCUGAUGCUAAGGGUAUGGUGGAGAAAUGGCUGCUUCAAGUACAACAGACCAUGAUUCUCAGUCUAAAGGACGUCACGAAGAAGUCAGUGAUUGCCUAUGCAGAGGACCCUCGCAACAAGUGGGUGCUCAACUGGCCAGGGCAGGCAGUCAUUGCUGUCGGCACUAUCUACUGGACCAGGGAAGUCACUGAGGCCAUCGAGACUGGACAACUCAAGGCUUAUCUGGACAAGAGCAAUGGUCAGAUUGAUGAGAUUGUUGAGCUGGUCCGUGGGAAGCUAUCCAGCAUGGCUAGAAUCACUCUGGGAGCUCUCACUGUCAUAGACGUACACGCUCGUGAUGUGGUUGAAAAGCUACACAAGGACAAUGUACACAGCUCAGUGGACUUCCAAUGGAUCAGUCAACUUCGUUAUUACUUUGAGGAUGAGUUAGUCAUAGUGCGUAUGAUCACCACGGACGUUCCCUAUGGCUAUGAGUAUCUUGGAAACACUGGUCGUCUUGUCAUCACCCCUCUAACUGAUCGCUGCUAUCGGACACUAAUGGGAGCACUCAAGCUUCACUUGGGAGGGGCUCCCGAGGGUCCGGCUGGUACAGGCAAGACAGAGACAUGUAAGGACUUGGCUAAGGCCGUGGCCAAACAGUGUGUAGUGUUCAACUGCUCUGAUGGACUGGACUAUAAGGCCAUGGGCAAGUUCUUCAAGGGUCUAGCACAAGCUGGAGCAUGGGCUUGUUUUGAUGAGUUCAACAGGAUUGAGUUGGAGGUACUCUCAGUGAUAGCCCAGCAGAUUCAAGGUAUUCAAGUGGCAGUGAAUCUUGGAGUGAAGAAGUUCAUAUUUGAGGGCACAGAGAUCUCGCUGGACCCCUCCUGCACUGUGUUCAUCACCAUGAACCCUGGCUAUGCUGGCAGGCAGGAACUACCAGACAACCUCAAGGUCCUCUUCCGCACUGUGGCUAUGAUGGUGCCAGACUAUGGUCUGAUUGGUGAGAUCAUGCUCUACUCUAUGGGCUUUGUGGAUGCUCGUAGUCUCUCUGCCAAGAUUGUGGCCACUUAUCGUCUCUGCUCUGAACAGCUAUCAUCACAGCAUCACUAUGACUACGGUAUGAGGGCCGUGAAAUCCGUUCUCACUGCAGCAGGCAAUCUUAAACUCAAGUAUCAGCAAGAGAACGAAUCUGUUUUGCUAUUGAGAGCUAUAAACGAUGUCAAUCUACCCAAGUUUUUGGCCCACGAUGUUCCCCUCUUUGAAGGCAUCACGUCUGAUUUGUUUCCCGGUGUGAUCCUACCCAAGCCUGACUAUGAGAGCCUAGUGGAUGCUCUGUGUGACAAUAUUGCCAAGAUGGGCCUACAACCAGUGCCCUGGUUUAUCACCAAGAUCAUACAGAUCUACGAGAUGAUGCUGGUACGUCACGGGUUCAUGAUAGUGGGUGAACCAAUGGGAGGCAAGACGAGUGCCUACCAGGUACUGGCCGCUGCACUGGCUGACCUCAACAUGAGUGGACUUAUGGAAGAAUGGAAGACUGAUGUUCGUGUCAUCAACCCCAAGUCUAUGACCAUGGGGGAACUGUAUGGUUGCUUUGACCCAGUUUCUCAUGAAUGGUCUGAUGGAGUCCUGGCCAACACCUACAGAGACCAGGCCUCUGCCACUGAUGAAAACAGAAAGUGGCUUAUUUUUGACGGCCCAGUGGAUGCUAUUUGGAUUGAGAACAUGAACACUGUUCUGGAUGAUAACAAGAAACUGUGUCUUAUGAGUGGGGAGAUUAUUCAGAUGAGCCAGAAAAUGAAUCUGAUUUUCGAACCAGAGGAUCUAGAGGUGGCCUCUCCCGCAACUGUCAGUAGGUGUGGCAUGAUCUACAUGGAACCACAUCAGCUUGGUUGGCAGCCUCUAAUGAACUCCUACCUUACCUCCUCCUCACAAGAGGCAGUAGCUGAGGCCAAUAGGGACCAAUUCUCUAAGAUGUUCGAAGAGCAGCGAGAUCUCAUCAAAACACUCUUUGAUUGGCUGGUUCAACCUUGCCUGGACUUUAUCCGACACGAAUGCAAGCUGUUUAUAACCACCUCUCCUCUACACCUCGUACACUCGCUGAUAAACCUCUACACUUGUCUACUCGAUGAUUUUAUCACUGACAAUGCUGGAGCUCCAGUAGCACAAACACAGAGCACUGUAUGGCUGCCAUGUCUAUUCGUAUUCUCCCUGAUAUGGACUCUGGGUGGCACUAUGACUGGAGAUGCUCGCAAGAAGUUUGAUGUGUUCUAUAGAACGCUAGUGUCAGGAACGGAUCAGGACCAUCCCAGACCAAAGAUCAUCAAACUAUCAAAGAGCAACCUGUUUCCGGAGAGGGAGACUGUGUUUGACUACUACUUCCAAAAGAAGGGAGGGACGUGGUGUCUGUGGGAGGACCUACUCGAGAGGAACGCCAUCAUUCCUGCUGACGCUAAGGCGAAUGAGUUGAUCAUCCCCACCACGGACACAGUGAGACAGAGGUUCUUCCUGGAGUGCUAUGUCACACACAACAAGCCCCUCCUCUUUGUGGGCCCCACUGGCACUGGCAAGUCAGCCAUCACCAACAACUACCUCGUACGACUACCAAAGGACAGAUAUGUUCCUAAUUUGAUCAACUUCUCUGCUCGUACAACUGCUGCUCAGACUCAGGACAUAGUUAUGUCCAAGUUGGAUCGACGCAGGAAGGGUGUGUUUGGACCACCCAUGGGCAAGAAGAAUGUGUCUUUUGUGGACGAUCUCAAUAUGCCAGCCAAAGAGAAGUACGGAGCACAGCCUCCUAUAGAACUGCUGAGACACUUUCUGGACCAUGGCUUCUGGUUCGAUAAGAAAGAUACUUCUAGGGUUGAUCUUGUUGAUGUGUUGUUGGUGUGUGCGAUGGGUCCUCCUGGUGGUGGGCGUAACCACAUCACAGGAAGGUUCACCAGACAUCUCAACAUAGUCUCUAUAGAGUCCUUUGAUGACUCCACCAUGACCAAGAUAUUCACCUCCCUGGUUGACUGGCAUUUUGGCAAGGGCUUCGAUGCUAUCUUCACUAGACUGGGAAAGAUUCUUGUCCAAGCCACGAUGGGCGUGUACAAGUCAGCCGUAGCUCAUUUCUUGCCCACCCCCUCCAAGUCCCACUACAUAUUCAACCUGCGUGAUUUUGCCCGUGUUAUUCGAGGUGUCCUAUUAAUGCCAGCCUCUCAUAUGACAGAGGGUGACAAACUCAUGAGACUGUGGACACACGAAGUCUAUAGAGUAUUCUAUGACAGGCUCAUCGAUGACAAGGACAGGUCCCAAUUCUUUGAGAUUGUGAAGGAGAUGUUGCAACAGUUCUUCAAAGUCAAUAUUGAUAAACUACUCAGCGGAUUGGCCACCUCAGACAAGCUAGUGGACGAUGAUAUCAGGUCAGUGAAUGAUUUUAAAUAUGGUCUAGUUUAUAAAGAUUUUUAUAGGAGUCUGUUUUUUGGGGACUAUAUGGUGCCUGGAGCUGACCCCACCAUAUAUGAUGAGAUCACUGACUUUACCAAUCUCACAAGUUCAGUGGAAAGCUACCUUGAGGAUUAUAAUCAGAUGAGCAAGGCUCCUAUGAAACUGGUCAUGUUCAAGUUUGCCAUUGAGCAUGUCUCAAGAAUUGCUCGCGUACUGAAGCAGGACGAUGGCCACGCCCUCUUAAUAGGCGUAGGAGGUAGCGGGCGACAAAGUGCUUGUAAACUAGCAACCUUCAUGGCCGACUACGACCUGUUCCAAAUCGAAAUAGCCAAAAACUAUACGAUGAUUGAAUGGAGGGAUGACUUAAAGAGACUUCUCCUAAAGGCAGGGGCAGAGGGAAAACAAACCACAUUCUUGUUCUCUGAUAACCAAAUCAAAGACGAAGCUUUCGUUGAAGAUAUUAACAUGAUUCUGAACACUGGAGAUGUACCCAAUAUCUUCCCGGCUGACGAAAAAGCAGAAGUUAUUGAAAAAAUGCAAAUGGCAGCCCGUACAGAAGGACGUAAAAUCGACUCCACCCCACUGUCAAUGUAUAACUUUUUUAUCGAAAGAGUCAAGCAAAACCUCCACAUUGUACUGGCCAUGAGCCCCAUUGGAGAUGCCUUCAGGAACAGGCUACGUAUGUUCCCUUCUCUUAUAAACUGUUGUACUAUCGAUUGGUUUCAAGCGUGGCCUGACGAUGCUCUGGAAAUGGUGGCCAAUAAGUUCCUCGAAGAUUUAGAUAUGGAGUCUGAUAUUCGCACACAAUGUGUGUACAUGUGUCAAGUGUUUCAUCAAAGUGUUAGAGGACUUUCUGACAAAUAUUACGAUAUUCUUCGUCGCAAAAACUACACCACUCCUACGUCAUAUUUAGAGCUCAUUCUUACUUUUAAAACGCUUUUUGGCAAGAAACGAAAUGAAAUUCUGACAACGAAACAACGUUAUGUCACAGGUCUUGAGAAACUCGAUUUUGCAGCGUCUCAAGUAUCUGUAAUGCAGCAAGAAUUGGUUGAGCUACAACCACAGCUAGUACAGACUUCCAAGGAGACAGCUGAACUUAUGGUGAAGAUUGAGAAGGACACUGUCGAAGCAGAAGCUAAGAAAGAGCUAGUAGCUGCUGACGAGGCUGUGGCUGAUAAAGCGGCUGCGGCUGCAAAGGCAAUCAAAGAAGACUGUGAGAGUGACCUAGCCGAGGCCCUCCCUGCUCUGGAGGCUGCCUUGUCCGCACUCAACACUCUCACCAACAAGGACAUCACACUCGUCAAAGCUAUGAAGAACCCCCCACAGCUGGUGAGACUGGUGAUGGAGUCAGUGUGUGUGAUGAAGGCUGUCAAGCCAGAGAGGAAACCAGACCCAUCGGGGAGUGGCAAGAUGAUUGAGGAUUAUUGGGGACCGUCGCAAAAGAUGCUGAGUGAUUUUAAGUUCUUGGACAGCCUGAAAUCUUACGACAAGGACAACAUAGCACCUGCUAUUAUGAAGAAAAUCAGAGAAAAAUACUGUACUAUACCAGACUUCAACCCUGAUGUCAUCAAGUCAGCGUCUACUGCGUGUGAGGGCCUGUGCAAGUGGGUGCGGGCUAUGGAGGUGUACGAUAGAGUGGCCAAAGUGGUGGCCCCUAAGAAAGCUAAACUAGCCGAGGCCGAGGCUGAGCUGUCAGUACAGAUGGCCACACUGAAUGAGAAGAGGGCAGAGCUCAAGGAAGUCCUUGACAAGCUGCAAGGUCUCAACGAUGAAUUCACUGCCAUGACUAAGAAAAAGGCCAGCCUCGAGACCAACAUUGACCUCUGUCAGAAAAAACUAGACCGAGCUUCGAAACUAAUUGGAGGCCUGGGUGGGGAGAAGGAGCGCUGGAGCCUGGCAGCCAAGGAGCUUGGUGAGAGAGCUGUGAAUAUCACAGGGGAUGUGCUUAUUUCUUCGGGAGUUGUGGCCUAUCUUGGUGCUUUUACGGUGGACUUUAGACAAGAGGCUACUCAGAGAUGGCAUGAACAGUGCAGAGAGAGGAAGAUUCCUUGUUCUGAUGUGUUCUCUGUCAAUAACACGCUUGGUGAGCCGGUCAAGAUACGAGAGUGGAAUAUUGCCGGUCUGCCAGUUGAUUCCUUCUCAGUGGAUAAUGGGAUCAUUGUCUCCAACUCUAGGAGGUGGCCUCUCAUGAUCGACCCUCAAGGCCAGGCCAACAAGUGGAUCAAGAAUCUAGAGCGUCCCAAUAAGCUCUCUGUUAUCAAACUAUCUGAUGCUAACUACGCUCGUACUCUUGAGAACAGUAUUCAGUUUGGGACCCCAGUCCUACUGGAGAAUAUAGGGGAAGAGUUGGACCCUCUCCUCGAGCCAUUGCUACUCAAGCAGACCUUCAAACAGGGAGGAGUGGACUAUAUGAGAUUAGGGGAGAAUAUUAUAGAGUACAGUCAGGACUUCAGGUUCUAUAUCACCACCAGACUACGCAACCCUCACUACCUGCCCGAGGUGUCAGUCAAGGUUGUAUUGCUUAACUUCAUGAUCACACCGCUUGGUCUGGAGGACCAGUUACUAGGUAUAGUGGCAGCCAAGGAGAAACCAGAACUAGAGGAAAAGAAAAACCAGCUCAUUCUUGAGGGAGCGGCCAACAAAAAACAACUCAAGGAGAUUGAAGACAAGAUCCUAAAAGUCCUAUCAUCUUCAGAAGGGAACAUUCUUGAAGACGAAACUGCCAUUAAGAUUUUAUCAUCGUCUAAAGUUCUCUCAGAGGAGAUCCAAGCUAAACAGGAGAUUGCUGCUCGUACUGAAGUGGAAAUUGAUGAAACGCGAAACGGCUACAAACCAGUGGCCGUUCAUGCAUCUAUUCUGUUCUUCUGCAUCUCUGACCUGGCCAAUAUAGAGCCCAUGUAUCAGUACUCACUCAACUGGUUUAUUAACUUGUAUCUGCAGUCGAUUGCCAAUAGCAACAAGUCGACUGAUUUGCAGGAAAGGAUUGAUUCUCUGAACGAUCACUUCACUAAGAGCAUCUACAACAAUGUGUGUCGCUCACUCUUUGAGAAAGACAAACUACUCUUUUCAUUUGUGCUAUGUAUUGGAAUACAGAAAGGAAGAGGAGAGGUUGAUGAGGAGGUGUGGCGGUUCCUGUUAACAGGGGGUGUGGCUCUGGAGAACCCGAACCCUAACCCCUACCCUCAGUGGCUCGGUGACAAGUCGUGGGGAGAGAUAGUCAGGGCAUCACAACUACCCAAGCUCAAGGGGUGGUUCAAAGAUUUUGGUGCUGAAUGGAAGAAGAUGUACGACUCUCCCACUCCACAAGACGCACAGUUCCCUGAGACAUGGGAGAGCAAGGUCAAAGGUCUUGACAGAAUGGUAGUCCUUCGCUGUAUCAGACCAGACAAGAUCAUUCCAGCUGUUCAAGUGUACAUUGUCAACAACAUGGGACGACAGUACAUCGAGCCUCCCACCUUUGACCUUGCCGGGAGCUUUGCGGACUCUCACUGCUGUGCCCCUCUCAUCUUUGUGCUCUCCCCCGGGGCAGACCCCAUGGCAGGACUCCUCAAGUUCGCUGGGGAUAAAGGUUUUGGAGGGAAAAGGAUUCAAACCAUUUCACUGGGACAGGGGCAGGGACCCAUAGCCUCCAAGAUGAUAGACAAGGCAAUUGUGGAGGGCACCUGGGUGGUGCUUCAGAACUGUCAUCUGGCUACCUCUUGGAUGCCUAGACUGGAGAAGAUGUGUGAAGAGGUCAUCAUUCCUGAGUCUACACACACUGAGUUUAGGCUGUGGCUGACUAGCUACCCUUCAGAAGAUUUCCCUGUGUCUAUACUACAGAAUGGAGUGAAGAUGACCAACGAGCCUCCUAAAGGAUUGCGUGCCAACCUCCUCCGGUCCUACCUCAAUGACCCCAUCUCAGACCCAGAGUUCUUUGAGGGUUGCAACAAAGCUCAGCCAUGGCAGAAGCUACUGUUUGGGUUGUGCUUCUUUCACGCUCUGGUUCAGGAGAGGAGGAAAUUCGGACCAUUGGGCUGGAAUAUUCCGUAUGAGUUUAACGAGAGCGACCUCAGGAUCAGCAUGAAACAGCAACAGAUGUUCUUGAACGAGUAUGAAGAGAUACCGCUGGAUGCUCUCACAUACCUCACUGGCCAGUGUAACUACGGGGGCAGGGUGACUGAUGACUGGGACAGGAGGCUCCUCGUAUCAUUACUAUCAAUAUUCUAUUGCAAGGAGAUCUAUCUAACAGACCAACGCAAAUUUUCUCCGAGUGGUGACUACCUCUCCCCUGACCAUGGCGACUAUCAGAGCUAUCUGGACUACAUUCGAUCACUUCCCAUUAUCCCACAUCCCGAGGUGUUUGGCCUACAUGAGAACGCUGACAUUACCAAGGACAACCAGGAAACACAGCAGCUGUUUGACAGCAUCCUAGUGACCCUUCCCCGGCAAAGUGGCGGGGGAGGCAAAUCAUCCCAACAGGUCAUUGACGAACUUGCAGCUGAUAUAUUGUCAAAGCUGCCUACCGAUUUUAAUCUCGAGAAAAUCUGUGAGCAGUUUCCAGUGGUGUAUGAUGAGUCAAUGAACACAGUAUUGAGACAAGAGCUCAUUCGAUUCAAUCGACUCACGUCUGUGGUUCGAAGUACGUUACAGAACCUCCAGAAGGCGAUGAAGGGACUUGUGGUGAUGUCUUCAGAGCUGGAAGAUGUGUUCAGCAGUAUGAUAGUGGGGAGAGUGCCAGCUGUGUGGGCUGCCAAGUCCUACCCCUCUCUCAAGCCCAUGGGUAGUUACAUCACUGACCUACUGGCUAGGCUCAAGUUUUUCCAGGAUUGGAUUGACACUGGAGUUGCUCCGAAUGUAUUCUGGGUGUCAGGAUUCUACUUCACCCAGUCCUUCCUCACGGGGGUGCUACAGAACUACGCCAGGAAGUACACCAUCCCCAUCGACCAUCUUGGGUUCCAGUUUGAGGUGAUGAAAGAAGAGGGAACUUCUUCCUCAAAAGCUGAAGAUGGCGCUUAUGUUCAUGGGCUGUUUCUGGAGGGUGCUCGCUGGGACAGGCACAAGAUGUUGAUUGGAGAAUCACUACCAAAGAUCCUGUAUGACACACUCCCUAUUCUAUGGCUGAAGCCUGGAGAGAGGGGCAAGUUUAAAGAAGAGAGGACGUAUGAUUGUCCAGUGUACAAGACGAGCGCACGUCGAGGCAUGCUCUCCACCACUGGCCACUCUACCAACUAUGUCCUCCAGAUACAACUCAAGACCGACCAGCCUCAGAGCCACUGGGUCAACCGUGGGGUGGCCGCACUCUGUCAGCUUGACGAUUAAGUAUUAAUUUUUGUUUGUGUACUCUCUUAUUGUGUGUAGCUAUAGCAACCCGGUCACUUCACUGCUCAUUGUAUAUUAUUAUACAGUAAUUAAUUAUUAUUGUUAUUUUAUGGCCUGGAUAUUGUCUUCUGUUUAUAAAAAAUUGCUUGACUGA